This is a messenger RNA of Nicotiana attenuata, 2014 nucleotides long. RefSeq names its product probable isoprenylcysteine alpha-carbonyl methylesterase ICMEL1. Lineage: Eukaryota; Viridiplantae; Streptophyta; Magnoliopsida; Solanales; Solanaceae. The transcript is spliced from 11 exons. Bases 298 to 1641 code for a protein of 447 amino acids. The record is from RefSeq and is a predicted model, not a curated record.
UUCUCCAUCCUCUGAAAUUCCAAACUGUCAAAACAGAACACACAAUUUUCUCAAAUCUUAUUGAAUCAAUAAUUCAAGAAGAUAAGAGAAUCUUGAUCCAUCUUCCUUUUCUCUCUUCUCAUCAUAUUUACAGAACAACCCAACAAAAACCCAACUCAUUUUUCUCCAAGAUAACAUUGUUUUCUUGUUUUAAAAAUCAAAUCUUUUUUCUUCCAAGAUAACUUUGUUUGUUCUUGUUUUCUCACAAUUUUAUAAUCAAAAUCAAAUCUUUUAAUAUUUUUUUCUUGUUUUAUCUCAAUGCAGUCACAAAACCUUCUUCCUAUUUCUAACCCCAAUUCAUCAAAUAUGAUCCCAACAUCAUCUUCAGCUACUGCUGACACAAUGUUACUUGUUGUUCAAGAAAAUGAUGAUUCUAAGAUUGAGAAAAAACCCCUUUUGUCUAGAACCUUUAGUUACACUUCAUCAUCUUCUUCUUCUUCUUCAAAUUUGCUUAAGCAGCAACAAAGGAGGAGACGUAUAGCAAGUGAAAACUCCCUUUGUUCAGUAGCUGUUGAAGGUUGUAGCCAAGAUAUGGAAAGGGCUGCUUCUAAUACUUUUAUUGUUACUAAGCUUAGCUUUACCCUCUUGCGAUAUCUCGGGGUAGGCUACAGAUGGAUCGUCAGGUUUCUUGCCCUUGGCUGUUAUGCUGUGCUACUUAUACCUGGUUUUAUUCAAGUUGGCUAUUACUAUUUCAAUUCCAGUCAAGUGCGUAGAGGCAUUUUUUAUGGUGAUCAACCGAGAAAUAGGCUUGAUCUGUACUUGCCGAAAAACAUGAACGGGCCAAAGCCAGUUGUUGCAUUUGUAACAGGUGGAGCAUGGAUUAUUGGUUACAAAGCUUGGGGUUCUCUUCUUGGACAACAGUUGUCAGAAAGAGACAUUAUUGUGGCAUGCAUUGAUUACAGAAAUUUUCCUCAGGGAACAAUUAGUGACAUGGUUAAGGAUGCUUCUCAAGGUAUCUCCUUUGUUUGCAACAAGAUUGCCGAAUAUGGAGGUGAUCCUAACAGAAUUUACUUAAUGGGACAAUCAGCUGGUGCACAUAUCGCUUCUUGCGCUCUUUUGGAUCAGGCAAUCAAGGAAGCCAGUGAGGAACAGAGAGAUUCUUGGAGUGUCUCCCAAAUUAAGGCGUAUUUUGGUCUAUCGGGCGGGUAUAAUUUCCUUAACCUUGUUGAUCACUUCCAUAGCCGAGGUUUGUACCGUUCAAUUUUUCUAAGCAUAAUGGAAGGGGAACAAGGUCUGCGACGAUACUCACCUGAAGUGAUGGCACAGGACCCAAACGUUAAAAAUGCUCUUUCUCUCCUUCCUCCUAUUGUCCUUUUCCAUGGUACUGCAGAUUAUUCCAUUCCGUGUAAUUCCAGCAAGAGUUUUGCUGAUACUCUUAAAGCUCUCGGUGUCAAAGCUGAAUGUAUCCUAUAUGAAGGAAAAACACAUACAGAUUUGUUUCUUCAGGAUCCAAUGAGAGGUGGAAUAGACGACAUGUUAAAUGAUCUAAUUACGAUGAUUCAUGGUGAUAACUCGGAAACCAUCAGAGCAAAUUCGACUCCAAGAAAACGCCUUGUACCCGAGUUCAUGUUGAAGUUGGCUCGAAGUGUUAGCCCCUUUUAGCGAUCAUUCUGCUGCUGCUUUCGACAUUGGAUUCUGUCGGAUCAUUGUGCAUUGAACGAAGAGCUCGACUAAAGUCCAGACCUUUCGAAUAGAUUAGCUUUCUUCCUAUUUUUGUCCCCUGCUUAUUCCUUGUAUUAGUCAGUUUAUAGUGGAUUUGCAACAAAAAUAGGCAUACAAAUAGGUCAUUCUUGGAAAGGAAAAAUCCUUCACUCAAUUAUUCUUAUGAUUUUGUAACACAUUUUUAAGUCCUUUUUCUUAGCUAUUGUGUCUCCUUUAGAGGAAAGCUCUGUGAAUUCUGGAUUCCACACCACUGUAGCACUAGUGAAGUUGCAACUACUUAGACUACAAGUCUAGUUCCAAUUUUUUGCAUGGU